GGUUUGUUGAAAAAUGACAACUAAGGUGUGUGUGUGCGAUAAUGAAAAAUUGUAUACGCAAAAUUAAAAGGUGAUAGGUGGUGGGUGAAAAUUAUGGAACACAACUGCAUAUAUGUAUGUAUGUUUGUGUUUUAAGUGUACAAAAUGUGCUUGAAAAAUAUGCAGUAGAAAUGUUGAAAGUGCAAAAAUAUAAAGCUAUUUAUAGUGUUAAAAAUAAAUGCAUUCAUUAUACACAUGUCUAUAUGUCUAUAUGUGCAGAUAUGUUUUGUUCAAUAUAUUUAGUUGUGUGCGUAAUGCAAGUAAGCAUGUUUUCUGCAGGCAAAAGUGCAAACAAAUUUGAUUUAAAAUGCAUUUGAGCAGAAAUUUUUGCAGCACCAAGGCAACCAAAGCACAGGAAGUGAAUAAAAUUAAGUAGUUGGUUUGAAGUUCACAAGCAAAAGGCAGUAAAAAAGAAAAUGUAAAAUAAAUCAAAAGGGAAAAAAUGUGAAACACGAAAAUCGUUAACCAAAGAAUCGAAAAGUCAUUACUUUUUAGAGCUCGCCGUAAUACUUUUAGAUGAUAAAUGUGCGCUAGAAAUAACCCAUCUUUAAAAUAUAGUUAAGUAAAUACACACACCUAUACAUAUAUAAGCUAUACAAAUGACUAUGAACGGGCUACUGGGACGCUCAGUACUGACUGAUGGAUCUCGUUCGAAUCGCCGUUCGUUGGUUUCGCUCAUCGUCGGUUUGGUCGUCGGCUUUUGUCUUGCCGAAAUGUUCAUUUUAUCGACACCAACGCGGCGUGAAUAUCUGCCAUAUGCCGGCCAUCAGCAUGGCGAUAUAAAUGAUGCGCACAACAGUCACGACAUGCUCGGCGAGGAAGGACCCGAAUCGGAUGUGGGCGCACAUCAACAUGCCUACGAAAAUUCCAGCAUUGCGACGAAGUUAAGCAAUGAAGUGCGUAUUUUAUGUUGGAUUAUGACAAAUCCAAAAAAUCAUAAAUCCAAAGCACGACAUGUGAAACGUACGUGGGGUCGCCGCUGUAAUAAGUUAAUCUUUAUGAGCUCAGAGUUGGAUGAAGAACUGGGCACGGUGGCGUUGCCAGUACAGGAGGGACGCAACAAUUUGUGGGCGAAAACCAAAGAGGCAUAUAAAUAUAUUUAUGAGCAUCAUUUAGACGAUGCGGAUUGGUUUUACAAAGCCGACGAUGAUACCUAUGCUGUUAUGGAGAAUAUGCGUUAUAUGCUGUAUCCAUACUCACCGGAGACGCCCAUAUAUUUUGGCUGCAAAUUUAAGCCGUAUGUGAAACAGGGCUACAUGUCCGGUGGUGCCGGCUACGUGCUGAGCAAAGAGGCCGUACGACGUUUCGUUGAAAAAUCCAUACCAAAUAAAGAUUUUUGCAAACAAGAUAAUACCGGUGCAGAAGAUGUGGAAAUUGGCAAAUGUUUAGAGAAAGUCAAUGUAAUCGCUGGCGAUUCACGUGAUCAAAAUGCGCGUGGGCGUUUCUUUCCAUUUGUACCCGAGCAUCAUCUAAUACCGUCGCAUACGGAUAAGGGUUUCUGGUAUUGGCGUUAUAUUUUCUACAAAACCGAUGAGGGCUUGGACUGCUGCUCGGAUACCGCUAUAUCGUUCCAUUACGUAUCGCCCAAUCAAAUGUAUGUGCUAGACUAUUUGAUCUAUCAUUUGCGUCCAUAUGGCAUUAUAAAUACGCCCGAAGGGCUGCCGGAUCGUUUGAAAGUGGGUCAAACCCUAGCACCGCCGGUAGAGCAGACAACCACCGACAUAAUUGCAACUGAGAAGAAGAGUGUUGAGAAGAAGAGUACGACAUGAAAGUGGUUGUGAAAGCGAAUGUGGUGAUUUAUUAAGUAGUAUGUUUGUGCAUACAUGUGUGUGGAAGGCUUUUUGUAAAUAUAUAUGUAUGAAUUUCUGCAUAACUUCAUAUUAACUACUAACCUACAUACUCGUAUAUACAUACGUGUAUGUAUGUACGAAUGCUUGAAACUAGCAAUACAGUGUCAUAGACAGUAAAAGCUAAAAAAAUUCUUUAUACACACAUAUUGACAUACUAAAUAUAAGUAUUUGAGCUUAAUCAGAAAACGACAUAAAAUUGUAGAUAAAAAAUCGAACUCUCAAAAUCUAGCCAAGCUGUAUUAAAAAAAUAUAUUUCCGGCUUAAAAUUUAAUUAGUUUAAAUAAUUAUUUAUAUAUACAUAAA
Molecule: messenger RNA, 2192 nt
Organism: Ceratitis capitata (Mediterranean fruit fly)
Lineage: Eukaryota; Metazoa; Arthropoda; Insecta; Diptera; Tephritidae
Gene: C1GalTA
Product: glycoprotein-N-acetylgalactosamine 3-beta-galactosyltransferase 1
Exons: 6
Coding region: 639-1808 (389 amino acids)
Cellular component (GO): membrane
Molecular function (GO): N-acetylgalactosaminide beta-1,3-galactosyltransferase activity
Source: RefSeq, a predicted model, not a curated record